AUGCCGAAGACAGGAUUUGAUGUUAUUUUGGGUAUGGACUGGCUUGCAGAGUAUAGUGUUGUCUUAAACUGUGCCGCGAGGAGAGUUACAUUUCAUAUUCCAGGCUUGUCAGUAUUCCAGUUCAUCGCUGAGCCCAGAGUGGAGCCGUUAUCUAGUUUCAUGGUUUCGAACAUUGAGGAUUUUGUGGUAGAGAGUAUUGAGCAGUUGCCAGUUGUUUGUGAGUAUCUGGAUGUGUUUCAGGAGAUUCCGAGUUUGCCGCCACAUCAGCAGCAGUUUGCCUUGGGGAGCCCGGUAUUGUUUGUGAAGAAGAAGGAUGGUUCGUUGCGGCUGGUGGACUAUCACGAGCUCAACAGAGUCACCAUUGAGAACUGA
Molecule: messenger RNA, 372 nt
Organism: Magnolia sinica
Lineage: Eukaryota; Viridiplantae; Streptophyta; Magnoliopsida; Magnoliales; Magnoliaceae
Exons: 2
Coding region: 1-372 (123 amino acids)
Source: RefSeq, a predicted model, not a curated record